GGAAGUCAAAGUAACGGCGAGGGAGGAAAGAAGGGGGAGGCCCGGAAGUCGCCUGUCUGCCAGUGACAGCCCACAUCAGAAAAAAGCACUGCAGAAAUAAUUUUUUUAAAAAGGAUUUGCGCGCGAACGCUUCUGCUUUUCGGUUUAAUAUAAAUCACCCGAAUCGCCGCAGACAUGUCGAAGAAUACCGUGUCCGCCCGCUUCAGGCGAGUGGACGUGGACGAAUACGACGAGAACAAGUUUGUGGACGAGGAGGACGGAGGAGAAAAUCAGAUGGGUCCUGACGAGGCAGAGGUGGACUCGCUCAUCAGACAAGGAAAUCUCACGGAGGCUUUACAUGCAGUACUGAAGAACCCACCAAUCAACACAAAGAACCAGAACGUCAAGGACCGUGCGGAGGGUCUGGUGCUGAAGGUGCUCAGCUCCUUCAAGAGCGGUGACAUCGAGAAAGGCGUGCAGUCUCUCGACAAAAACGGCGUGGACCUGCUGAUGAAAUACAUCUACAAAGGCUUCGAGAGGCCGUCAGAGAACAGCAGCGCGGUCCUGCUGCAGUGGCACGAAAAGGCUCUGGCAGCUGGAGGAGUGGGGAGCAUCGUCAGGGUACUGACGGCGAGGAAGACGGUGUAGAAGACGAGCAGCUCACUCCACAUCCCUGACAGAGAGAGGGGGCGGUGCUCUGUUUAUGUAACAGAUGGCACAGGGACUAACAGGAAAACCCGAUUUUUAACCCAAUGAGAUGUUUUCAAGCCAAGACUUUAUUUCCUUUUUUUUUUAAGUACAGUCUGGCUGGUAUUAAGUUAAAAAUGGGUUUUCCUGUGGAGUCCCUGCACGGUCAUAGCUUAAAUCGUACUCCUCACAGGGUGCUACAGAUCAUUUUGUACCCGUGUGUCUGUGCUGAUUCCCCGACCUGUUAACCUUUAUGUCGAGGUCAUUCCUGUGCACUGUGCCCCCAGCGGUUCCCAACUUACAGAGGUAAAUGUUAGUAAAACUGCUCAUGAUUGAAUUGCAUAAAGCAGGGCUGUUGGUCAAAACCAGUAGAAACCAGAGCGCUCCCUGCUGGUCAGAAAGGUCGGGUGGCACCGCUGCGCGCACACGUUCAUAGGAACAAACAUGUUUUUCCAUCGUCCACCGAAUGUUUCAGGGAUUUUAUCUGUGAGGAAACUCUGAGUGUUUGGUUUCCAUCGUCAGAGACUUCCAGAUGGAAUAAAAGCCGGGCUCCGCCCCUCUCGCUGUAACACUUGAGCAGCGAGAGCUGCUUGAAAAGCACAGUCACGCACAGAGGGUGGUGGAUUUGCACUGGAGGAGGGGCCGGGGGGAUUCAUCCAUCUAUCCCCUCGUGCUGCCCCAGUUAAGGGUUAUACUACCCACGAUGCAUCUCCAUCGCCACUCUAUUAAUCCCACUUUGCUUGUGACCCCUCUGCUACUGAACAGGGCAUUGAUGCGGCUCUGCUGGUACUGUUCAUCGCAGCGUCUCUGGAAAACGCGCCACCCAGCGAACGUGCGCUCACACGGUUUUGAUUUGUUUAAAAAACUUUUUCACUAUUUAACAGAAAAACAUUAAUCUAGGAUCAAACAUCUGCUUUGUUUUCUUAUUGUUUUGAGUGACGUUAUUUUCGCCUUCACUCGCUCAGUUAAAAACACCGUUCGCAGGCCUGACACGCCGUUCGGUACGAUGAUGCGUUUUCUUCUUCUUUUUUGUGAACUGACGGGGAAUUAAUAGUUUAAAGAAUAGAUGAUGUAUUUUCAGUAUUCACUUUAGCAUUUCAUACCUGACAUUUGUUUUUCCAAGGUUUCAGGAAUUUUGUCUGUGAGGAAACUGUUUGGUUUCCAUCAUCAGACUCCCUGAUGGGAUAAAAGCCGGGCUCCGCCCCUCUUGUUGUUUUUUUUCUAUUUAUCCUGAGAGUUGGUCUAAUAAUAAUAAGACUUUUCCAACACAUUUUACAUAAUUUUCGUCCGCCUUAUUUGGUAGAUGACAUGUUGCCAAAUGUUUUAUUUUCGCUUUCAUGGAAUAACGUUGCUUACAUCUGGGAUUUAGUUCGGAGCUCGUGUGUUUAGAGAGUAAGUGGUGGAUUUUAUUACAUUUUAUUUUGAAACCAUGCAGUAUAUAUGAGCAUGAAAGAAACGCGUGUUGCGUGAGCUUUGCUCCGAGUGCAGACGUGAUGAUAGCUCCAGCGUUCGGUUCCUUUCUGCUCGUUUUCAAACACAGAGUUAAAGUUACUCAUAGAUUUUUAUUUAUUUGUUCAUUUUUUUUAAAUAUAAAACACAAGUCACUACAGUUGUGUUUUUUUUCAUCACCGGUUGAUAUUUAGACAUGAGUUGUCAUGUUUGAAUACUGUCAUCAGUGACGAUGCAUCCGGACAUCAGACACCUUCUCUAAUGCAGUAAAGACUAGAUUUAUGAGCUUCGUGUAUUUCUAGUCGGCGAUGCUCUUCUGGGUGAGAAGAUGAUGGAGCGCACCAAACU
Messenger RNA from Pundamilia nyererei, 2463 nucleotides. RefSeq names its product actin related protein 2/3 complex, subunit 5B (gene arpc5b). NCBI's taxonomy places the organism in Eukaryota, Metazoa, Chordata, Actinopteri, Cichliformes, Cichlidae. Gene Ontology annotation, cellular component: Arp2/3 protein complex; actin cytoskeleton. The coding region runs from base 175 to 627 and encodes 150 amino acids. The transcript has 4 exons. The record is from RefSeq and is a predicted model, not a curated record. Gene Ontology annotation, biological process: Arp2/3 complex-mediated actin nucleation; regulation of actin filament polymerization.